UAACAGCUGUUACAUUUAAAAUGUAAACAUUGCUGUUUUAUUUUUCCCUCCCAGUGUUAAAUAACUGCCCAAAUAUCUCAGGAAUUAUGACAGAAAAGGAUAUUAAUGCCAAUGAUAACCAAACUGCAUUAAAAGAUGAAUGGGCGAUAAGACCCUGCGCGGUAUACAAAGACGAAUAUGAUGAUUGCACUAGUUUCAAAGCACGAUUCCAUCAAUAUUUUAUCAAUGGACAAAAUACAGACUGUACACAAUGGCAAACGGAUUAUAACAAUUGUGUAAAAUACCGGGAUUCGAAUGGAAAUGAUGUAAAUGCUGGUGUUGCUGUCAUUAAGAGUGAAGAAGAACGACGUUUAAAACGUUUUCAUGGUCACUAUGCGAAUAAUGUAUGGGAGAAGAGAAAGUCUCCGCCAGAAGAUUGGUCAAAACCUUUGCCAGAAUGGAUGGAAAAGAAAAAUGAAAAUUCCUACUUGCAAUUAAAGCAAAUGGAAAUGGAAGGAAAAAUUCCCGCGCAAGAUGAAAAAUCUUAUUGUUCGAUAAUGUAGUGAAGCAAUAUAAUAAAAUGAAUAAAGUUUUUCUACAAAAAUACAAA
Lucilia cuprina (Australian sheep blowfly) is the source of this 589-nucleotide messenger RNA. Its product is annotated as UPF0545 protein C22orf39 homolog. Bases 87 to 542 code for a protein of 151 amino acids. The record is from RefSeq and is a predicted model, not a curated record. The transcript has 2 exons. NCBI's taxonomy places the organism in Eukaryota, Metazoa, Arthropoda, Insecta, Diptera, Calliphoridae.